AUGGGGCUGCUUCUAUCCAAGAGGGACAUCAAGAGAACUCCCACGGUUGUUCUGAUGGGCCUGGGCUCAUCUGGGAAGUCCACCCUGCUCUUCAGGCUCAAGACAGGGUUGGUGAUGGAUACUUCCCCCACCGUGGGCUUCAACGUGGCGACCCUGGAUCUGAACAAGAAAACGGCCUUGACCGUGUGGGAUGUGGGAGGACAGGGCGAGAUGAGGGACAACUGGAGGUACUACCUGGAGGGCUGUAAGGCUAUGGUGUUUGUGGUGGACAGUAGUGACCGGGCCAGUAUAGGGGACGCUCAGAAAGCUCUGAAGAAUGUCCUGUCAGACGACAACAUGAAGGGAAUACCUCUGAUGGUGCUGGCUAACAAGAAGGACCUCCCCAACACCAUGAACAUCAGAGAGGUGUCCAACCAGCUGGAGCUGCCCACCUACAAAGACAGAGCCUGGCAGAUCCAGGCAUGCAGCGGCCUGAAGGGAAUGGGGCUCCAGCAAGCCUUCCUCUCUGUGGCCAAACUCAUCAAGAAGAGCUGA
Molecule: messenger RNA, 534 nt
Organism: Salvelinus fontinalis (brook trout)
Lineage: Eukaryota; Metazoa; Chordata; Actinopteri; Salmoniformes; Salmonidae
Product: ADP-ribosylation factor-like protein 11
Exons: 2
Coding region: 1-534 (177 amino acids)
Biological process (GO): vesicle-mediated transport; intracellular protein transport
Cellular component (GO): cytoplasm
Molecular function (GO): GTP binding; GTPase activity
Source: RefSeq, a predicted model, not a curated record